Dictyostelium discoideum AX4 is the source of this 3708-nucleotide messenger RNA. RefSeq lists its product as hypothetical. The transcript has a single exon. The record is from RefSeq and is a predicted model, not a curated record. Bases 1 to 3708 code for a protein of 1235 amino acids. Lineage: Eukaryota; Evosea; Eumycetozoa; Dictyosteliales; Dictyosteliaceae.
AUGAUAAAAAAUGAUCUACUCCCAUUAAUUAAAGAUAAAAUCAAACAUGGUGAUCAUAUAGAGAUUACUCUUCAUUCAAUAAAAGAUCUUUUUUCAAAAUUAUCAACAGAACCAUUAAUAAAAAAAAAUAGUAAUAAUAAUAAAUAUAAAGAUGAAGAUUAUUUAGAAAUUAUUGAAUUAUUAAUGAAACAUAGAAGAGAUCAAUUUGAAAUUACUGAUUUAAUUAUGAUUGCGGUAAAAGUUUAUUCUCCAGAUAUUAUUAGAUUAUUAGUUAAUGAACCAUAUUCAGUUAUAAUUUAUCCAACAACAUUUGAAUUUGCAAUUACAGAUUCAAAUUUAGAAACAAUUAAAGAACUAGUAAAUUUAGAACCAAUAAAUUUUAAAAACUAUGGUAUUAAAUUAAUCAGUGAAGAAUUUAAAAGAAAAUCAUUAUCAUUAGCAGCACAUAGAAAAACUCUUAAAACUUCAAUCACCGAAUACAUUUUUAAUAAUCCAUCAUUAUAUUCAAUACCACCACCAUUAUCAUCAUUAAAUAAUCAACAAAAACAACGACUAUCAAAUAAAAGAUUAAAACUAUUUUUAUUAAUAUAUAAUAAUAAUAAUAAUAAUAAUAAUGAUAAUGAUGAUGAAGAAAUAGAGUAUGAAUAUAUUGAUUUUGAAGAUUUUAUGAAAUUAAAAUCAAGUGAUUUAUUGGGAUCGCUUAUGGAAUUAGAUAUAGUAGUUUUAAGAAUAACUUAUCAAAGUUUUGAUUCAUUUAUUAAAAUGUAUCAUCCAUAUGAAAGAUUACAAGUUGGUAUUAAAAUUAUUCUAAAGUAUGAUAUUAGAAUUCCAGAAAAAAAAAGAGAAGAAAUUUUAGAAAAAGCCAAUAAAAUUGAUAGAAAUAAUGAAACAGGUUUUAAUAAAUUAAAAGAAUUGAGAAAAUUAGUAGCAAUAGAAUUAUCAAAUCAAAUAAACUUUUAUUUGUAUUAUUGGAAAGCAUAUCGUGAGAAUAUUAAAAAACUUUGUAAAAUUCAUAGAAAACGGGGCCUUCCAGAUAAUAAUAUUGAAGAUCAAGAAGCCAUAUAUCUAAACCAUCCUCAAGCAGGUGAUGAAGAUAUAGAACAAGUAGAAUUAUUAUCAUAUAAUUUAAAUUCAGAUAGUGAAGAAGAAGAUGAAAUUGAUAAAAAUGUUGUUGAACAAAAUUAUUCUUUUGAAGAGUAUUUUAAUUACUCGAAAAGAUUAAAAAAAGAAUCAGUUUUUGAUAAAUCCAAUAGAUAUUCAGAUUUACUCAAUUCAUAUUUAAAAGCAAUUAAAGAGGGUAAUAUUGAAAAGUUAGAAGAUGUUGAUACAAAUAAUCCAAUGUUUCAAUUAGAUGUUUCAAAAUACCAUAAAUUUCAAUUACCAAAUGAAAAAGAAGAUGUAUUGAAAAUUUGGGAAUACUUUAAUAGACACUCAUUUAAACAAAUGAUUCAAAAUUAUGGUAUUCUCAUUGAAUUUAUUUCAAGUGUAAUUAAUGUUAUUCCACCUUUAGAAUUGAAAAUUUCAAAUAUUGAUGACCUACUAUUUUCCCCUGAAAAACUUGGAACAUUUCUAUUUCAUCAAUUACACAACAAGAAUUUUAAUGUUAUUGAAUUAUUAUUAAAUAGUUUUGAUGAUAUUAAUUUUAAAUAUCAACCAAUAGAAUUGGCAUCUCUUAUAGAUCAAGAGAGAUUUUUAUUUGAUAAUGAGGGUGAAUUAUUACAAGUUGAUAAAAAGUUUGCUUUACAAAUAAUUAGAGUAAUUGAAUUGGUAAUGGACAAAGUUAAUAAACUCACUAAAGAUCAAAAAAAUACUGAAAAUAUUUUAACAACAUCGUAUCGUCUCAUUUUAAAUAAUUUAUAUGAUCAAUUGCUUAGAGUUAAAGGUUUAACAAUAGAUCAAUUAGAAUAUGUUAGAUCAAUUAUUCCUGAACAAUUACUUAGUAAUAAUUAUGAAAUCUAUCGUAUCUUUUUCUAUCUUAAUAUCAGAUCUUCAAAAUUAACAAAAUACAUAAUCGAAAGACCUAGGAUUCUCAGAUAUUCAGCUGUAUUAAUCAAUAAUUACUACGAUACUAUUGCACCAAUUACAAAUGAAAUUUCUUGUUUUGAUUUAAGAAAAUUUUUUAAAUUUGAUUUAUUCACUUAUGAUUAUAUAUUAGGUAGAGAAUCAAUUCAAUAUAGUAGUGGUAGUAGUGGUAGUGGUAGUGAUAGUGGUAGUGGUAGUAGUAGUAGUGGUAGUAGUGGUGAUGAUGGUAGCAAAAAUAAUAAUAAAAAGUACAUAACUCAAGUAGAUACACUAUUAAGAGAACUAAUUAAACAAUUAUCACAUGAUAUUUGUACAAACGUUAGUAAUAGAGAUAGAAUUGUUAAGGGUAAAGAUUUCUUUAAUCUUUCAUUAAAUGCAGAUUUAAAAUUCAGUUUAAAUAUUGGUAGAAAAGAUUUAUUUUGGGAAUCAUUAGAUUGGAUUGAACAAUAUAUGAUUAAAAAUGAAAAUUUAAUGAGGCGUCAAUUUUAUCAAUUCAAUUCACCAUAUGAAUCAUUAUUACCAACUGGUACAAUAUUUUCAAAUGUAAAUAUAAUAAAAAAAGAAUUACCAUCAAAAGAAUUAACAACAAUUGAAAGUUCUUUUUUAAAAAUUGAUAAUUUUGAAAAACCAAUACCAAAUGAAUCAACAAUUAAAGUUAAUUGGAAUUCAGAUAAAUUAAUUGAACCAUUCAAACCAAUUCCAAAACUUAUAAAUUCAUUUAAAUUUUCAGAUGAAGUAAAGGAUUCAGUUUGUAAAGUAAUGAAUGUAAAUGAAAUUCAAAGAUUUAUUCAAUAUAAUUUCUUUGAAUCAUUUUUUCAAAAUGAAAUUUAUUUAUAUUCAUCGUGUAUGAAUAGAGAAGAUUUAAUGUCAUUCCUAUUAAAUAAUUAUAAUAUUGAAGCUUAUUUUCUACUUGGGCCAAGUGGAGGAUAUUUAGAAUGUAAAUUAAUCUUUGAAAAUCAUUUUGAAAAAUUAAAGAAUAUUUCAAACCUCAAUCAAUGGUUUGAAAGUCGUUAUUCACAAUUCUCAUCGGCUUUAUUAAAUUCUUUUUUAAAAUACAUUUGUAAAGAAAAUAAUAUCACAAGAUAUAAUCAAUUCAUUCAACAUGAUAAUUUACAAAUUAGAAAACAAAUAAUUAAAGAAAUAAUUGGAAUAUUAUUUGAUAGAUUCUUAUCAUGUGAUGGUUAUAAUGACGAUGAAUAUGAUGAUGAGGAUGAUGAGGAUGAUAAUGGUGAAGACACUAAUCAGAGUUUAGCAUCUAUAAUAAAAAAUCAAAAUAAUAAAGUUUUACUCAUUCAAUCAAUUAUUGAACAAUCAGAUACUCAAUUAUACUUUAAAUCAGCUUUAGAUCAAUUUUUAUUAGAAUCAAAAGAAGAUAGAAAAAAUGAUGAAAUUAAUUCUCCAUUCAUUGAAAAUAAUAAAAAUCCAUUCUUACAAUUUUUUAUUAAAGGUAAUAUUAAAACUUGUGAUAUCAUUCUUGAAUAUUAUCCAAAUCAAUUUAAAAUCACUAAAGAUUCAAUCACUGAAGCAUUAAAAUUGGAAAAUAUUCAUAUCAUUAAAUAUUAUUAUAAAGUUGAUAAUUGUAAAAAUUUAAUUAAUAAUUUUAAAAAUGAUAAUAAUUUAUUAAAACAUUUAAAAAAUGAAUUAUCAAAACAUCCAAUUUAUAAAUAUCAUUUAACUUGGUUAUAA